Protomyces lactucae-debilis is the source of this 921-nucleotide messenger RNA. RefSeq names its product emp24/gp25L/p24 family/GOLD-domain-containing protein. Gene Ontology annotation, biological process: protein retention in ER lumen; intracellular protein transport; Golgi organization. Gene Ontology annotation, cellular component: COPII-coated ER to Golgi transport vesicle; Golgi apparatus; endoplasmic reticulum-Golgi intermediate compartment. The transcript is spliced from 2 exons. NCBI's taxonomy places the organism in Eukaryota, Fungi, Ascomycota, Taphrinomycetes, Taphrinales, Protomycetaceae. The record is from RefSeq and is a predicted model, not a curated record. The coding region runs from base 117 to 758 and encodes 213 amino acids.
CGCGUUUGAGAGUGAACACGAAACCAAAUUUGAGCCGCAGGACAACGAGGACAAAGCUUGUUACUGCUUCGUCCAGAGGAGCUCCACGCAGGUAGCUCAUAUAUAACGCUGUCAGGAUGCUCAAGGCACUCACUCUCGUUGCCGCGGCAGUUAUUGCUUUGCUGGGCCACGCAGUCGACGCAGGGUCGCCCAUCACCUACCGCGUCAAGUCCAACGAGAAUGCCUGCUUCUACACGAAUGUAGACAAGGCAGGCGAGAAGAUCUCCUUCUACUUUGCUGUCCAAGCAGGCGGCGACUUUGACAUUGACUACUACGUCCGCACACCCACCUUCCAGCUUGUCCUGGAGGGCACCAAGGAGCGCAGUGGUGACUUUGUCUUUACAGCUACAGAGACGGGCGAGUAUACAUUCUGCUUCAACAACAACAUGUCCACCGUCACCGACAAAGUUGUCGACUUUGAGAUCAACGUCGAAAGCGAACCACGUCCUGAGCUGCCUACGAAGCAAGGUAUCCCCAGCGAAGCCACCAAUGGGCUCGAGGACUCUGUGUUCAAGGUGUCCUCACAAGUCUCACAGCUCAGUCGCACGCAAAAGUACUUUAGAACGCGCGAACACCGCAACAUGUCAACGGUGCAGUCUACAGAGCACCGCAUCUUUUGGUUUGCUCUGCUAGAGUCUGGUGCCAUGGUCACCAUGUCUGCCCUGCAAGUCUUCAUCGUGCGUACAUUCUUCCAGAGGCGUAAUGCCGCCAAAGUCUAGCCUCAUAGUCUCUUCUUAGACCAGUUUAGAGGCGACUUUUGCAAGGGAUGCUUGCUCCGUCUCUGUCAAUGCACCACUGCUCGCCCACCUGAUCUUGCCAUCUAGGUCCAGCAAGUACGUAUAGCCCACAUACGCAUUCACUGCACCAAUGUAGCGUAAUUGG